Messenger RNA from Venustampulla echinocandica, 1671 nucleotides. RefSeq lists its product as uncharacterized. The coding region runs from base 1 to 1671 and encodes 556 amino acids. The record is from RefSeq and is a predicted model, not a curated record. Gene Ontology annotation, biological process: protein desumoylation. The transcript has 3 exons. Gene Ontology annotation, cellular component: nucleus. Lineage: Eukaryota; Fungi; Ascomycota; Leotiomycetes; Helotiales; Pleuroascaceae. Gene Ontology annotation, molecular function: deSUMOylase activity.
AUGAGCGGACGCAAGCGGAAAGCCUCCGUUCAAAUUACCCGCAACUCAAUUCCCGUCCUGGAGCCCCUGUCAGCGACAACGCCACAUACAUCGUCUGUUUUGAUGGGAAUUAUACAGAGCGCGAUGGCGGUGGGCUGGGGCUGGUGUACAAGCUGGUGCGCCGGCUUGUAUUCACUCGCCCCCUCCCAAGCAUACACCAGUAUGACCCAAGGGUCAACCGAAAUUAUCGGAGACACACAUAUCCAGUCUGCGAUGCCUAGGAACGAUGGCGCGACAGCGCUGAAGCGCCAAAAAACGCGAAGCCCAAGACCUGCCUCGCCGGAUUCUGUGACCAAUAGAUAUCAAAAGGGUGGAUGCGGGACUUUGGAUAUUGAAAGUUGCGAAAAUGAGAGAGAGGCUACACAACGUGUCGAUGCAUUCUGGCUUCCCCCAGAACCCGGUUUGCUUCGGAGGAAGUCAAGUACAUAUAAACAAAAACCCUCAAAACCCACCGAAUCUCCCAAAGAAGAACAACCCCAGAAGAGAGUUUCGCAGGCUAGGGAUUAUGGCGCUUCAGCGUAUCCGAGCCCAUCCCCUUCGUCAUCAUCUCGAACUUCCGAACCCAUGCGCCGAACUGUUUCCGAGACUGCAGGUACGCUCGCCCGGGUGGCGCCAACUCCAGAAUCGCUUUCAGGAGAUGAUAUCCGGAAGUUACGGGCGAGUACAAGCGUAGACGACUUGGGUGAACAGAUGAGAAAGCUCCUAGGGUCGGACGAAGAGCAAGAAGAGCGCCGUGAAGUAGCCAAGCUAUUUGCGCCCUCGGGAAUAUAUAAUGAAAGGCGGGUGAGAUUGGCCAAGGAACGAAAGAUCAAAGAGAGAGAAGCUGCUAUCCAAGCUGCCAAGGAUCGUCGUUUAAAGCGUCGUUCUCCGUUGAGAGCGCUCAUACGACCUAUGAACUCGGAAUGGGAAAACAGAGUCAACCAAGCGGCGUAUAUGCAGGACCCUUACCGAGUCAUUACGACCUCGAUUGGAGGAACCGAGCUGCGGACGAAAGAUUUCGCAACACUGCUAGGGAACCGCGCCUGGCUGAAUGACGAAAUCAUAAACUCUUAUAUCGAAUGGAUUGUUGAUGCUGCCAACAAAGAUGCCGUCGCCGAAGCAAUGGCUCGAGGCGAGCCACCAAGCACUGUGCCCAAGUUUAUUGCACACAACAGCUUUUUCUACCAAAACCUCAUCAAAAAGGGGCCUAGCAGUACCGCGAACCUCAUGAAGAGAAAGAAGGCACCCGGAGCCGCUCUGCUAGAAGUUGACUCGGUCUUCGUGCCCAUCUGCAAGGGAAACCACUGGACGAUUGGUGUUGUCCGCCCAGUCGCGAAGACAAUUGAAUAUUUCGACAGUAUGGGAGGUGAUCCGCGCCCCUUCGUUAACCUUAUGCGCGAUUGGCUCAAAUUCCAAUUGGGAAACGCGUACGACGAGGAGAGUUGGAAGAAGCCACGAACAGCAUGUGCACGCCAAAACAAUGGCUAUGACUGUGGGGUAUUUGUUUGCACAAAUGCCUACUGUGUCGCAAUGGGUCUAGACACAUCGUGUUAUUACGAGACCGAUAUGCUACAGCAGCGGCGAAAUAUUGCUGCGGUUUUGAUGAACAAAGGGUUCGUCAAGGAUUUUGCCUGGGAUACGGGGAGCUUGUAA